UCAAUGUCUGAACCGGGUCUGAGAAGCCUGGGAGAGAGCCACUAAUGAAAAACCUCUUAAGCCUAAAACCCUAGCAUCCAAACUUAUACUCACUUCACUGAAUUCCCCGCAAUAGCCGCUCCAACACUGCUGCUCUCUUCAGGUUUUGUGAAUUUCUUGUCAUCAUGUCUUUGCUCCAAGUGAUCACAAAGGCCUCGGCUGAUUCUGACCAUGUUGUCUCCCAAUCUGAAUACCCAAUAAUUUUAAACACAGAUGAUAUUUUCUCCAAUCUGAAGCCAGCACUUGAGAACCUGGAUGCCACAUCACUUGCCAAUCCUGUUACUGGAUGGCAACUCUCACAAUCUGAUUCCCAACUCAUUGAUUCUGGAAAGAAAUUCUACACUAAGCUAAAGCGGAAGCUCAAGGAUCACAGUAAUUUUAACAAGGAUGGCUUCUUUGAAAUUCUUAUUCCAUUUCUUGAGAAAAUUGGGCACAAGGCUGGUAUUGCAGUGGGGAUUGAUUCCUCUGAUGCUGCUUAUACUCGUGUGUUGAUUGAGAAGGUUGGUUUUUCGAUGGGUAGAGAUGUGGCUGGUUUGGUUAUGAAAGCGUGUAUUAGUUUGGAGAUCUGGGAUUUGGUGGAGACUUUGAUUGUUAAUCGGAUUGUGGAUCACUCUUCAUAUUCGGAUUUGGUCAUGAGUCUUGUGAUGAAAAAAAGGUCUGACUUGCUUUCCCUGACCAUUCAAUACGCUUCGGAUUUUGGAUUGUCUGAGUUGCUUUCCAUUUUGAAAUAUUUUCUUUGUCCUUCGAAGGAUGCUUACAGUUGCAUGGUGAAUGUGAGGAAGGAAUGGGAGAGCCAGGCACUGUUAGCUAUUGAGAUGGCAACCGAUAAGAAUCUAUCGGAAAAGAAAUCACAAAUAGCCAAAGAUGCUUCAAUAUUGCUUAUGCUUGCACAUGAUGGGUUCUUAACAUCUGAGCUUUGUUUGCAUUAUUUAUUGGCAUCGCCAAUUGUUGAUGAAGCGAUAUUGACAUCUGCAAUUAGUAAACUGAAUGGUAAAGAGAUGAUGAGUUUGAUUAGGUAUUUGGGGAAAUGGCUCAGGAAGUAUGAGAUGUUUCCUCAGGCAGGUCCCUGUCCAAAGGCUUCAUCUGCAUUGGGUCUAAAGGCCUGUGAUUGGGUUCCUAAACUUGAAGAUAUUGUCAGAUGUCUUGGUUUAGUGCUGGAUGAAAACUUCUCCUCACUGGUGUUGCAUCCUGGCUUCCAUGAAGAACUGAAUUCUAUUGGGGGAUUUGCUGCUUCUCUAGCCUCAGAAGCUAAACUCAGUUGCACUGUAGCAAAUGUCAUUGAGAAUUUGAGAACCCAAAGUAAAGGUGAGCAGAUUUAGGAACUUGGUAAAACGAUUACUGUUCUACAAUCGAUGUAAUUUCGCCUUCAUUUUGGAUUUAAGCGGGGUUAAUACUAACGUCUCUUGUAUUUUUAUGAUUUUGGGACCAAAAUUUUGUCUUCGGUGUUUAUCAUCUUCUGGUAGACAGAGCAGCUAGUGAUUGCCUUGAACAGCUUAAAUCAAAUUUUUUGUGUUACCCUGUUUGCGAAUUUCUGUGUGGUCAAUUCGUGGCUCACCUAUUUCAGAUGGGUGACAAAAUGUGGGCAUGUAUUAGCUCAUAAGAUGAAUGUAAAAUUUUAGUUUGCCCA
This is a messenger RNA of Populus nigra (black poplar), 1666 nucleotides long. RefSeq lists its product as uncharacterized. The transcript is spliced from 2 exons. Lineage: Eukaryota; Viridiplantae; Streptophyta; Magnoliopsida; Malpighiales; Salicaceae. The record is from RefSeq and is a predicted model, not a curated record. Bases 165 to 1358 code for a protein of 397 amino acids.